Molecule: messenger RNA, 678 nt
Organism: Schistosoma guineensis
Lineage: Eukaryota; Metazoa; Platyhelminthes; Trematoda; Strigeidida; Schistosomatidae
Source: the annotation of a GenBank genome assembly
AUGGCCUCUUUAAGCUGCGGUUAUAAGUGUCUGCAGAUUCUUUUAGUGAUAUUUAAUAUCCUUGUUUUUGCAUGUGGAAUUGCUUUGAUAGUGAUUGGGAGUCUCUCUCAAGUUGCUAUUAAUAACUACUCUUCUGGGAUCGAUUCAAGCAUCAAAGGUCUCGUAAUCUUCGUGAUAGUACUCGGAUGCUUCCUAUUUUUGCUUGGAUUUCUCGGAUUUUGUGGGGCAUGUACCAAAAAUACUUGUUGUCUAAUCUUGUACGCAAUUCUUCUGUCAAUCAUGGUUGCGGCUGAAAUAGCGGCAGGAAUAACGGCUGCUGUGCUGAGAGACGAAGUAAAAUCCCAGUUCCUAUCUUUGGUUAAAAGCUCCGUCAAUGAAUAUAGCAAGAAUCCGGACUUUAAGGAUUUCUUAGACAAGAUACAACAAGAGUUUCAAUGUUGCGGCUCUGAAUCCUCAAGUGACUACACAUCAUCUGGACAAACCGUCCCUGACUCAUGUAAAGAUACAAAAACUAAGGCUAUAUACCCAGAUGGUUGUUCAUACAAAGUAAUCUCCUUCUUUGAAAAGUAUAUUGUCGCCGUUUUAGUAGCGGCAUUUGUAUUCGCUAUCCUUCAAUUAUUGUGUAUUGUUUUUGCUAUCUGUGUUAUUCGAGCUAUCAAAUCUGGCGAUUCUGACUGA